AUGGGGUUUAUUUUGUUCGGAAUAUGGGUCUUACUGUUCCGGAACCAGCCAGCGGAUCAUCCACUGGUGAAACAGAUCGAACUGGAGCGAAUACAACGCGACAAGUCUUCGACCAGUUUGCGCGCUGCAGCGACAAGAAGCGCAAAAGUACCAUAUCUUGCAAUUCUAACAACACCUGCUAUUUGGGGUGUUUGGGUUGCCGCUACUGGCGAUCUCAUGGCUUUGCAGGUUUGA
Messenger RNA from Gongylonema pulchrum, 234 nucleotides. The record is from the annotation of a GenBank genome assembly. NCBI's taxonomy places the organism in Eukaryota, Metazoa, Nematoda, Chromadorea, Rhabditida, Gongylonematidae.